AUGUGGACAUCCAUACUAGCCAUCGGGCUUGCGCUUUUGCAGCUUGCCAGUGCCUGUGAAUCUUUCCCUGUCGACUUCAAGAACAAUGGAGACUAUUUCAUCAACAUCAACUCCAAUAACUCUUUCACCGCCGUUUCAGAGUUCUACAACUGCCAGGAGCCUGCUCGCGUUGUCUUGAUUACCCCGAAGAAUAAAACCAUCUUCUGCUCGGACGUCGCAACUUCACCAGAUUACACUGAUGAAACUACAACUUGUUCUAUCUCGAAGAAUCAGAUGUACACUGGCGAUUGGAAGCUCAUACUUCUGGACAACAACGGCAAUGGUAGCACGUUCAACGCCCAACGUCUCCUGCAUCUCAGUGUUGGCGAGCAAGUCACCUCGGUCGUCAUUCCUACCAUAACCCUGAGCGUUACCCAAACGCCUACUUCCACCGUGAAUGCUACGAUCACAGAUGUAGAAUCGACAACCUUGACGCCUUCAUCAGUUACCAGUCUUGCUAGCAAUGCAUUGACACAAACGCUUACUUCCUAUCCGCCUCGCCAGACUGUCACGACCUCGUCAACGGCAACGGUCACACGCACCAAGACAAGGUUCACCUACACGGUCGAAACCUACACCGAGACUGAGCUCUGCGCAAACAUCUUCGCAGCAGAGGUAGCCGAUCCUACAGCCGAUGCAGGUCUUCUUUCUAUUGCCUCCGCCGCCAUUGCUUCAGCAAGCGCAACCCCAGCUCCAGCCCGUCGUGCCAGAAUCAGACGCGGUAUCACCAAAGUUAUGCAAGUUGCGAGACGCAAUGUAGCCAAUCUUGCUAAGCGUACUCCUGAUAGCGCUACGGUCACCUCAACGGAUACCAAUACAGCACACUGGAGUUCUGUAACCUCUAGCUUUACAGCUUCCCCUGUCAUUCUGACAUCGACUACAACUGUCGAAAGCACGACAACAAUUACACCAGCACCCAUUACCAUCGUCGCGACCGGAACCACAAUCACCAAGACUGCACCAACAUCUACUCGCACAAUCACCAAACGAACUACCAGGACAUCUCGAGUCACAAAGACGGUGACUGCAACUCUCAGCAUUACCAGCUGGGUGCCUGGCCCAAACUGUUUCUAG
Messenger RNA from Aureobasidium melanogenum CBS 110374, 1113 nucleotides. RefSeq lists its product as uncharacterized. The coding region runs from base 1 to 1113 and encodes 370 amino acids. NCBI's taxonomy places the organism in Eukaryota, Fungi, Ascomycota, Dothideomycetes, Dothideales, Saccotheciaceae. The transcript is spliced from 4 exons. The record is from RefSeq and is a predicted model, not a curated record.